CUCCCCGCGACCGCCCCUCCCUCCUCCCGGACGGCCGGCGGCUGUGACGGCGGCGGCCGGGAGAGGCCCCUCCUUCACGCCCUCCUUCUUUCCCUCACUCGCAGCCAAGCGGAGCCGGCGGACGCCGCUGGGCCCCUAACCCUCCCCGGGCUAUGGCCGGCAAUGUGAAAAAGAGCUCUGGGGCCGGGGGCGGCGGCAGCUCCGGGGGUUCGGGCUCGGGCGGCCUGAUCGGGCUCAUGAAGGACGCCUUCCAGCCGCACCACCACCACCACCACCUCAGCCCCCACCCUCCGGGGACCGUGGACAAGAAGAUGGUGGAGAAGUGCUGGAAGCUCAUGGACAAGGUGGUGCGGUUGUGUCAGAACCCAAAGCUGGCGCUAAAGAAUAGCCCACCUUAUAUCUUAGACCUGCUGCCAGACACCUACCAGCAUCUCCGCACUAUCUUGUCAAGAUAUGAGGGGAAGAUGGAGACCCUUGGAGAAAAUGAGUAUUUUAGGGUGUUCAUGGAGAAUUUGAUGAAGAAAACUAAGCAGACCAUAAGCCUCUUCAAGGAGGGGAAAGAAAGAAUGUAUGAGGAGAAUUCUCAGCCUAGGCGAAACCUAACCAAACUGUCCCUGAUCUUCAGCCACAUGCUGGCAGAACUAAAAGGAAUCUUUCCAAGUGGACUCUUUCAGGGAGACACAUUUCGGAUUACUAAAGCAGAUGCUGCAGAAUUUUGGAGGAAAGCUUUUGGGGAAAAGACAAUAGUACCUUGGAAGAGCUUCAGACAGGCCCUUCAUGAAGUACAUCCCAUCAGUUCUGGGCUGGAGGCCAUGGCUCUGAAAUCCACUAUUGAUCUGACCUGCAAUGAUUAUAUUUCAGUGUUUGAAUUCGACAUCUUUACACGACUCUUUCAGCCCUGGUCUUCUUUGCUCAGGAACUGGAACAGUCUUGCUGUAACUCAUCCUGGUUACAUGGCUUUCCUGACAUAUGAUGAAGUGAAAGCUCGGCUCCAGAAAUUCAUUCACAAACCUGGCAGUUACAUUUUCCGGCUGAGCUGUACUCGUCUGGGUCAGUGGGCUAUUGGGUAUGUCACUGCUGAUGGGAACAUUCUCCAGACAAUCCCUCACAAUAAACCUCUCUUCCAAGCGCUGAUUGAUGGCUUCAGGGAAGGCUUCUAUUUGUUUCCCGAUGGACGGAAUCAGAAUCCAGACCUGACAGGCUUAUGUGAACCAACUCCCCAAGACCACAUCAAAGUGACCCAGGAACAAUAUGAAUUAUACUGUGAGAUGGGCUCCACAUUCCAACUGUGUAAAAUAUGUGCUGAAAAUGAUAAAGAUGUAAAGAUUGAACCCUGUGGACACCUCAUGUGCACAUCCUGUCUAACAUCCUGGCAGGAAUCAGAAGGCCAGGGCUGUCCCUUCUGCCGAUGUGAAAUUAAAGGUACUGAGCCCAUCGUGGUUGAUCCCUUUGAUCCUAGAGGAAGUGGCAGCCUGUUGAGGCAAGGAGCAGAGGGAGCUCCCUCCCCAAAUUAUGACGAUGAUGACGAUGAACGAGCUGACGAUUCUCUCUUCAUGAUGAAGGAAUUGGCUGGUGCCAAGCUUACUUGGACAAGCUUAUCAGCUACUCAUCACCCUGCUGUAGGCAGGGAAAUGGAAAAGGUGGAACGACCUCCUUCUCCAUUCUCCAUGGCCCCACAAGCUUCCCUUCCCCCAGUGCCACCACGGCUUGACCUUCUACAACAGCGAAUAUCUAUUCCUUCAAGUGCUUCUGGUCUUGGAACUGCUUCUAAGGCUCCUUCUGGCUCCCUUCACAAGGACAAACCAUUACCAAUACCUCCCACUCUUCGAGAUCUUCCACCACCACCCCCUCCAGACCGGCCAUAUUCUGGUGGAGCAGAAACCCGGCCUCAGAGACGCCCCUUGCCUUGUACACCAGGCGACUGUCCGUCCAGAGACAAACUGCCCCCUGUCCCCUCUGGCCGUGCCGGAGAAGCAUCAUGGCUGCCUCGGCCAAUCCCCAAAGUACCAGUAGUUGCCCCAAACCCUAGUGACCCCUGGACAGGGAGAGAAUUAACCAACCGGCACUCACUUCCAUUUUCCUUGCCCUCACAAAUGGAACCCAGAACCGAUGUGCCUAGGCUCGGAAGCACAUUCAGUCUGGAAACCUCCAUGAAUAUGAAUAGCAGCCCAUUAGCAGGUCCAGAGUGUGAGCAUCCCAAAAUCAAACCUUCUGCAUCUGCCAAUGCCAUUUAUUCUCUGGCUGCCAGACCUCUUCCUGUGCCAAAGCCGCCAGCUGGGGAGCAGUGUGAAAGUGAGGAGGACACAGAGUAUAUGACUCCUUCCUCUAGGCCUGUGGGACUUCAAAAGCCAGAAGUGAAGUGGCCUCUGGAGACAACCCAGAGUUCACGAGCCUGUGAUUGUGACCAGCAGAUCGAUAGCUGUACAUACGAAGCAAUGUAUAAUAUUCAGUCCCAGGCGGCACCGUCUGUCACAGAGAGCGGCACCUUUGGUGAAGGGAGUUUGGCUGCAGCCCAUGCCAACACUGGCCCUGAGGAAUCAGAAAAUGAAGACGACGGGUACGAUGUCCCCAAGCCACCUGUGCCCGCGGUGCUGGCCCGCCGCACGCUCUCUGACAUCUCCAACGCCAGCUCCUCCUUCGGCUGGCUGUCUCUGGAAGGUGAUCCCACAACAAACUUCACUGAGGGUUCCCAAGUUCCUGAGAGGCCCCCCAAACCGUUCCCUCGGAGAAUCAACUCUGAACGAAAAGCAGGUAGCUGUCAGCAAGGCACCGCCGCCACCUCACCGCAGCUCUCCAGCGAGAUUGAGAGCCUCAUGAGUCAGGGGUACUCCUACCAGGACAUUCAGAAGGCUCUGGUCAUUGCCCACAACAAUAUUGAAAUGGCCAAAAACAUCCUCCGGGAAUUUGUUUCUAUUUCUUCUCCCGCCCAUGUAGCCACCUAGCACACCCUCUGCAUGCCGCAGCUUAGAGGACCGAGGAGCCGGGAGCUCUUGCUCGAGUAGCACCUAAAAGGGCAAAGAGGUUCCUUUGGAGACUUCACAAUGAGGUCUUGCCCUGUGUGGGAUAUCACAUCUGUGGUUCCAAGAUUUCAAAGCAGUGGAAUGAGAAUGGAGCAGCUAGGAUGUUUUAUUAUUUUAUUUGUUUUGAGAGUGCAUUUGAAGGUGUCCUUCAGUCCCUCCCCACUUGGAGAGAGUGUGGAUUUUUAUUAAAUGGUAGCCUACCUGGGGAACGGUCCAGAAAGCAGUAGGAGAAGCACUGUGCUGUAAAUCCUAAUUGAGGACUUAAGACUUUCUUAGGUUAAGGAUGUGGUUGUGUGCGUCCUGUCUGUCUGUCUGUCUGUGGUUGUGUGUGUCCUGUGAUUAUAAGAUUUACCUGCUGUGUGUGUUAAUCCCAGGCAGGGAAUUAGCACAAGAGGUUUAAUAAGGAAUCUUAAAGACUUCCAUCAACUGUGGUUUUAUACCCAACCCCAGUGUGUAUUACAACUCCAACACUCCCCUUUGGCUUGGAUUAUCAUGUGCAUAGCUGAAGUCUUGUAUUUUUAGAACACCCUCCCUCUGUCCUUUCCUCAGUCUCCUCCUCCCUCCUCCUCCUUGGUGUCUGUCAUUGGCAGUGGGCUUGCUAUGACCAGCCUUACUGAAGCCGAGCAACCUAUAGGAUGUUCUUUAUUGUGUGUGAUGGUGUUGAUUUGUUUGGUAGAUAGGUGGGAAAAAAGUACUGUUGCUCUAUCAUUAUGGUCCUGUUUGAUACUCGCAGCGAACACUGGUCACUCCAAAGCACUGUUUCUAUAGGAACAUUGAGUCUGUUUUCAAAAAGGUGUUUUAAUUAUCCUAAUUACGUAGUGACUGAUUUGAGAUAGAGGCCUUCAGAUACAUUCCACGCCCUCCCCAGAAGAUAGUCUGUGGGAGUCAGUUGCCUUGGUGCCAGGUGUGUGUUCUAAUGUAGGUCACGAGGUUUUCUACUUAAUGGGAAGGAAAAACAUUUGUUUCCAGCAUGGCUUUCUGGCCCAAAUACCAUGAAGCUCUUAGGAAGCUCUAUUCACAUGCUCUUUACCUUGUUGUACAUAAAAUGCACAAAACAGACAAUAAAGAUUUAUCUCUUCAGUUUUUCUUCCCAGUGAAUUUCAGCUUAUAUGGGUGUCUCCCUUUGAAUAUGAGCCAGGUGGUAUUUUCAGAGGUGAUUUUUUUCUUUGCCCUUUAAGGAAUGGGGGGAAUACCAGCCAUGGUAGCACAGCAUUCUGCUGAUAAUGAGCACCAACCCUACCUUGGUGCCACGCUUGCUUUUCUCUUGUGCCUAUGGCUUUGGGAAUGUAGCACUUCCUUCUUCCUUUCCUUCCCCUUUCUUCUUCAUGUUAGAUCCUAUGCACUCUUUAGUGACUGCAUUCCCCACAGUAAUUAGACAUCACUGGGUGUAAUAAAUGACUUUACUGCAGGCAGACAACAUGUGAAAAGCCCUGCAGCUUGUGCCAUUGCCGGUUUGUAAAGAAGACUCAAGAGUCUUGUGUGGGGCACCAUUGGUACAUUCCUGCAGAUACUGCCAAGGCACCACUUGAGUUCAGUUAGUUCUCUGGCCAGAGCCUCUUACUGACUUCCCUAGCAGGGUGUAACCUUCCUCCGUGUCAGAAGCAAGCCUCCUCUUUGAUAAAUCUACCUUCCUCACAACCUAAAUCAUGGUUUUGUCAUGAGAUCCAAAGAGAAAUGACUCUCCUUACGCCUGUUUUCUUUCCCAUCUUGUCGUCUUUGGACCUAAAACUUUAUCUAACUCUUCUCUUGGCUUUCAGCUACUCCUAGGUCUUUUGAUUUUCUCCUCUUGCCUCAGAGCCAUGUGUAUUCCCAGAGGAGAUAGUUCAGGGCUUUUUGCUGACUUGCUGUGGUUACCCAGUGUCUCCUCUACAUGGCAGAAAAUGAUACAGCCCCCAACGGGUGCAGGAAGGCCUGAAUCGCGAUGGAGAGGGCAGAGGAAAGCGGCAGAGAGUAGGAAACAGUAACUAGCAUCUCGUUCUCAAAGCCAGCAUAGUGUUUCACUUGUGGUAGCAUUCAGUUUUGCACUUUGUUUAGAUGUUGAAGGCCUAGACCGAGAACUAGAGAAAAUGGCAGCAGUUUGCAUACCUCUCCACACUGGAAUUUUUCCUUGUCUGUAGAUACUACCCAUAGUCUGAAGCUCUAUCAAGAGAACAAAGCACUGGUUCUGCAUAUCUUUUGCCUUUUCAGAGUGCAUCCCAAAUCUUCUUUGAAGAUUAUGUCCUUACUUACAUAGGCUAAAGGCAGGUUCAUCCUUUCUUUUCAUAACUGAAUACCCUUGAGGUUUGUCAGGUCAGCCCCCAAACUAGGUGCCAGAUCCCUGUGUUGAACGUGGGGAUCUAGGUUGAACUAGGUGUGCACCAUUGCAUGGCUUGGUUCUUAGCUUGUCGGCCAUGUAUCUGCAGGUGUUCAGGGUCUUAGACCAUUCUGUGAGGGGUUUUCUCUUUGGAUGCUCUGAGGUCACGCCUGGGUCCAUGCCUGAGAUUGCCAGGUGAGGCUCAGGAAAGUUUUUGCAUGGCUUUUGUUUUGAGGAUAUUUCCAAAACUUUAAUUUCUUAAAUUUUCCUUUGACUAAGGCACCAAUAACCCAUUCUUCGUCCUCCAUUUGUAUGGCAAUUUAAAAUUCUUUGGCUCUGCUCUGAUUUUAACUAAGAUUGCCCUUUCACAAGUGGGCUUUGAAUUUCGCCAUUUUCGGCAAACACAUCCCCUUUCCCGCUCUUAAUUACAAAUGGUUCCUCCUCUGUUACCUGUCAGGUAAGUAAGGUAAAAACCACUUUGAUGUUUUCCUUUUUCUCAAGUGCACUAGGCUUUUCUGUUCAACCUGGUCUCCUGCUUCCCCAUGUCUCCCUGGGUUGCUUUACAUAGCCUGCCUUGUUGCUGGGUGCCUGCUUUGCAGUACUUAAUCAGCUGCACCUGCUGUACUCCUUCCAUUAAAGUCAGGAGUUAUCAAAGUGGAAAAACCCUGUGGGCUCAAUGAUAUACCUCCCUUUAGGUAAAUAAUAGAUUAGGCAGUUUAUCGUCUCAGCAUUUAUGUGUUAAUAUUUAUAUAAAUAGUGAUAUAUACCUGUGGAUGGCCAUUCUCUUCCACUAGCUCUCUCUGUCCCCCAGUGCCACUCUACAUAUUCUGCCAUUCUUCUGUUCUUUUGCUUCCUAUACAGACUCUCAACACCAGGACCCAGGGUGUGGGAUGGUACUAUUAGUAUCAUUUAGCUGUUUUGUGGAUUUAAAAAAAAAAAAUUGGGGGGUUGCUAUUCCUCACACUUAAAAUAUUUAUUUCCUCUAUAGAAAGGUAAAAUAUAUUUUAUGGUCCAAUCAGCAAUCUUACACAUGAAUUUUUGUAUAUUUGCUUGCAAAAUAGGGACCAGCUAUAUGUUCUCUUUAACAAGAUGUAGACCUUUUUGUGUGUGAUCAGCCAUGCUGUUAGUGCAGAAUAUUCUCCUACCUCACAUCACGAAAGGCGGAGGGAUAUAGGCCCUCUUCCCAAACUGUAAGUCCCCCUUCUUGCUGUUGGCCUUUCUGACUCUGCAGUGACCACUGCCCAUGGAAUAACAGUGUUCUGACCAUUGGCUUGGCUCUAACAUUGUGUUUGUUCAUUCAGCAAGUGUUUAUGAGUGAUUACCAUGAGCCUGAAGCGUCAGCUCUGUGUUCUCCCCUGCCACCACAUGGUGGUUUACUGAUGUUUAGCGGUUGUACUUGGGCUGUCUAGCAUGUGCAUUUGGCCCUAAAAUAGCCGUUCCCAGUAAGAUUGUGCGGGUUAUAUUCACAGCUCUUUUAUGUAGACAUUUCCUUAUAGAGCUGUCCUGGUUAAAAAUCAGUUCAAGACACUCCCAUUAACCCCUAUCGUCUUCCUAUAGGUUUGACAAUGUCUGGGAGAUUCCUCCAUGUAAGUCUCAUGGAUACCCACCAUUUUUAUGUGUUUAAGUAGAAUCUGUUUGGUGGUAGGUUGGUGUGUUGGCUCAGAGUUGCACAAUAGGGCAGUUAAAUGUUUAAGUAAAGCAUCUGCCUACAGACCCCUUUCCACUCUAGUGCCUUCCUUGAUCUUUUUAUUGAGCUGCCUGUACCUCUGAUCCCCUUUAUAAAGAAGUUUUCUUAUCACCCUUCUGGGACCUCUCACCAUCUCCCAUUCUAUGUGGAACUUGUUUUCUAAUCCUUCAACAACCUUUCAGCUAAUCCUAUGUCUUAGAAGGGCUGAAGGUGUGCGAGAGGGAUGGGCACCUGUUUCUGGGUCCUGAUCUUCAACCAGUUGUUUGGUCUCCCAAGAGCCAGGCAGUAACAUAGGUUGAACUCAGUCAGUUCUCAAAAAUGUCAGCCUGUAUCUCUAGGGGUACGGAGCUUAGAGACCGUAGAACUUAGUAUGAAAGUCAACACGUUAUUAUCCUCCUAGACUUUCAGGCCCUAGAAAUUCUAUCUAAAGUAUUCUCAGUUGGCAUAAAGCAUUACUAUUACUACUUUGAUCUCAGUCUACAUUAGCAGUCUCUCUUUAGAAAUGUGUGUAGCCAUUUAAUGCACGGAGAUGGAUGCAUAGUGGAGGAAGGUCAGGGCUGUAUCUUUGACCGUCCUGUUGAGCAAUCCUUUGGAUGCAAGAAACAGAAGUAUUCAAGCAGAAGAAAGGAGGGAAUCAUAAGGAUGCAGGGUAUUUCCCACAACCCAGGAUAAGCGGUACAGUUGAUUCUGCGUGGAGCUGAGAAACUUUGCAGCUAGUCCUUUCUCCUGCUCGUCGGUCUGUUUGUCGGUAUGCAUGGCCCCAAAAUAGGCACCCCAGUCCUCACGACCCCCAGCUCACCAUUAAAUGGGAUCACCAUUUUAACAGAUUCCCAGCGCCUCUUGGUUCAUAUUCUCAAGAAAGACUAUGAUCAGCCCAGCACAUUGAUCAGGUAUCGACCCCCGACUUUGCCGCACAGGGCAGCAGCGGCAUGCUGCUUCAGAUGGGAAGUAGGGGCAGGGGGAGGUUCUCAGGGAGGAGGGGAUAGAUACCCUAAAAUGCUUUACUCUAGUAGUAAAACUUACCAUACUGCUUUUUUGAGAGUGGAAAGGCAGGCAUGGGACUAUGUCUGGGACUUGGAGGAAAUGCUUAGGUUAAAGUUAAUUUAGGUUACUGUCUUCUUUGUUUCUUUAUUUCCUGUUUUUCUUCCCUUUAUGAGUCUUGGCAUCCAAGAUUUCUUACCUCCCUCUUUAGGACCAGUUUCUCCUGUUCCGGAGCUAGUCUUUUCUUAGGUGACAUUUCUUAGCCUUCAUUCAGUCUCAGGUUUCUAGCCUUCUUUGAUGUCAUUUAGAGAGCGGAUCACAAAUCCACUGUAGCCCCUACGCAUGGACUUCUGGGCUCUCUUCAGGUUUUAGUGCUGAGAACAUGCUCAUUCUAUGGGCCCAUGGCCUGCCUCCCUCCACGCCCUCCUCCCCACCCUUUUAUCUGGUCUCUCCUCUAUGAGGGGAGCUCUGCAGUAAUAUUCUUAGGCAGGCCUUCCGAGGUACCUCAGAAACUACUUUGCCAGUAAGAAUUUAUAAAGUUGGGACAGUUGCCAGGAUAUAAAUUAGGUAUAGAUUCCAAUUUGGAGAGACUUUUUACUGAGAGCUCUUUAGACAGGAUGCAUUUGCCCUCCCUGUCCAGUUGCUUCCUUUGUCGUCCUAUAGUAAAGCCUUUAUUUUUUGGUUUUUUAAAACUGUGCUUCCGCUUGCCUGAAUCUUUUGAUCUUUCUUAUCUCAUCCGGGAGCCUGUCCUGUAUUAUUAAGGCAUUUCAUAAUUACUUAUAACUUUUUUAAACUACUGGAGUCAUUUGAUGUACACAGAAGUAACCUAAUAAUCCAAAGAUAUACACAGAGGCCCGUGAUGAAGGCUGGGGCCUGCGUGUUUGAAAUUCCCUCCUAGGCGCCAGAAUUAAGGGGCAGAGGGACAGCAGUGCCACUCGCCUUCACAGAGUUCUAGGAAAUCUGGGUUGGUUUCAAAGGCGAGCACCAGUUUUUCUUGGUUCCAGAAAGUAAGCCAGGCGUAAGUGGGGGAAGUCGGGGUGGGGAGAGCGAGGCCUGCCUGGAGGCUCACUCGCAGUUGGCUAGAGAGCAUGGUGCCAGAGGGCCAGCUGUUGACUAACAGACUAACAACUGUUUGGAGAUCUCGCUGCCCCUUCCCUUGUUCAGUGCUUGAGAAGAACGUGGCUGACCACUCCCUGUGCUUGUAGAGAGCAGAGGCUGAAAGUGAACCUCAGGUCUCCUACUGAUUUGGCAGUGGAACAAAUCAGCGUUCUGAUUGCCCGGCCCCAUAUUCUCAUUCAGUCCCCACAAUGAAUGUGCGAGGCGCCCUCCCGCAGUUCUCCUUCUACCCCUGGGCCAGUUCGGGAGGCCAGAGGAGUACUGCUCCGUACGUGCUCUCUGAGCCUCCUCAGGCCUUGCGCUGCCUCCUGCUGAAGCCCUGAAGUGGGGUGUGCAGUGUGCCCACGCCCGGCACUCUGACAUGGGUGCCGAUGUGCCCUUUGUGUCAGUUCCCUCCGCCCUGUCUACCUCUGACCCUGUCCUGGGUGAGGGUGGCCAUGCUUUUGGCUGUCUGGAAACUGAAGAGGCAGAGAACUGCUUACAAAUCUGUAGACUACGUGUUUUCUCUUCCUUGGCUUCUUCCUUCUGCUGCCUGGGUGAGUGAGCCAUGCCCAUGAGAGUGGAUGCCUCCUCUCCUGACCUGCCCUUCUCAGCAUUGUUUUAGUGUCUUGGCCUUGACCUCCUGCUGAAACGUGUGGUAGGGGUGUGGCAGCUAUGAGGUACCUCCUACAUCUGCUUCCUGGCUGUGGUGACUUGGGAUUUUUAACCUUAUAUAUCUUUUUUUUCCUUUAUUCAAAACAAAACAAUUUUUAGCACACUGAAAAAAAAAAAAAAAGCCAAACAUUUUGUGCCUUUCUAAGGCAGCACUGUAUCCCAGGCUGCAUUUUAGGACUUAAUAUGGAAAUACCAGAGUCUUAGCUCCUCUACCUUGAGUGUCAUUAGUCCCUCCGGUCUAGGGGAGAGGAAGUGCUCCGUGCGGCUGGGGAGAUGGCCCCCAGGUGCAGCGUAUCCGCGGUCCCUUCUCCCUGCCACGGUGCUUAGUUGGAAGGAAUGAGCAUUGUAUCCCAGGAUCAUUUGGUUGGUUCCAGUCAGAAUCUUAGUUAUCAGGUUGAAUGUUCUGUGUUCAGCAGGAGGAGACAGAACGUUCCACGAUUUCCAGACAUACUCUGGACCAUUUCAAGUGACCCAGCCUCCUGAUCCUAUUAAUGACCCAACUUCAUGGAACAGUGUAGGGUGGACCCUCCCGAAAAGGGGAGGUUGUUUGGUUGUUCGUUUUGUCUUGUGUUUUUGCUGGGUCCUGAACUGGCCUAGACCUCCUGCCUCUCCCUUAGACUUGGCUUUCCUUUCAUUUGAAAACUUCAGACAUAGAGCAUUAAGCAACUAGUGCCCUCUGCAGGGGCGAGUUUUCCCCUGGGAAGGGCAGCAAGGACCACGUACCGGAACAGAAGCCUGUCCUCAGUAUUGUGGCCACUGUAGGUUUCAACCAAAAAAAAAAAAAAGAAAGAAAGUUUUCUGUAUGAUGACAUUUUACUUAUCUCUUUUCCUUUUCUCAGUUCUUCCCUGCCUUUAACUAAUAGAGAAUUGGGAGAUAGAAACAAUUCUUUUCAAAGUCCUCCUUAUUCAGGAUUUUGACAUUCUUGGCCUGGGUGGGGCUGGAGAGAACUUGAUACUUUUCUCCAGAAUGAAGAGUCCCAUUUGUAUAUCAGUGUUAAAAAUAAAACAAAAUGAAAACUUAGAUGAGAUUUUUGUGGACUAUUUUAAAAAUGUGUCAUUAAUAUAAAAAAUUAUAUUAGCAGUAUUUAAUCAUUCUCACCUGUAAAGAAUAAAACAGAAGGUAAAUAUUCUUACAGAGAAUAGCAGAGCUUUAAGAUUCAUUUUCAUUUUAAGUCCGUUUUGUU
Messenger RNA from Eubalaena glacialis (North Atlantic right whale), 10935 nucleotides. RefSeq names its product Cbl proto-oncogene (gene CBL). Gene Ontology annotation, cellular component: plasma membrane; membrane raft. The coding region runs from base 153 to 2942 and encodes 929 amino acids. The transcript has 17 exons. Lineage: Eukaryota; Metazoa; Chordata; Mammalia; Artiodactyla; Balaenidae. The record is from RefSeq and is a predicted model, not a curated record. Gene Ontology annotation, molecular function: receptor tyrosine kinase binding; phosphotyrosine residue binding; calcium ion binding. Gene Ontology annotation, biological process: negative regulation of epidermal growth factor-activated receptor activity; cell surface receptor signaling pathway.